AUGGUCUCUAAGGCCGUGACUAGAGCUACCAAGUCCGAAUUACCUAUAGACCCGCUCCGGACCGUCGCCAAGGAAAUGAAGCAUUUAACAGGAAAUAUACGGCAGCUUUUAGGUUCGGGGCAUCCUUCUUUAGAUCGAGUCGCAAAGUAUUACACGCAGUCCGAAGGGAAACACGUACGACCUUUAAUAGUCUUGCUCAUGUCGAGAGCUACAUCAUUAUGUCCUAAAGCUCCGGAGUCUUCCUCGCCUCAGACCCUAGUCGCAAUUGACUCUUCCAUAUCUCCCCUCAAUGUCCUCGCCGACGCCAACCCCUCCUCACCCCACGCAGACUUCUCGUCGCAACCCGCUUCGGAAAGCGAUGUCCUCCCUUCCCAACGCCGACUAGCCGAGAUCACAGAGCUCAUUCAUACCGCCUCGCUCCUUCACGACGAUGUCAUAGAUCAUUCCGUCUCGCGACGAGGAUCCCCUUCCGCUAAUUUCGAGUUCGGGAAUAAAAUGGCUGUUUUGGCAGGUGAUUUUCUCUUGGGGAGGGCCUCCGUUGCUUUGGCCCGACUGCGCAACGCCGAGGUCGUCGAACUCUUAGCUACGGUGAUAGCAAACCUAGUAGAAGGCGAAUUCAUGCAGCUGAAAAAUACUGCGCGCGACGAGCGGAAUCCUCAAUGGUCCGAAGAAAUAUUUACUUAUUACUUGCAAAAGACAUAUCUUAAGACGGCCAGCUUAAUCUCCAAAUCGUGUCGCGCAGCUGCGCUCCUCGGCCGAGCGGAUGCAGCCACUGUUGAGUCCGCCUACUCUUACGGGAAGAAUUUAGGUCUCGCAUUCCAAUUGGUAGACGACAUGUUGGAUUAUACCAAAUCCGGGGCUGAUCUGGGAAAGCCUGCUGGAGCCGAUUUAGAGCUUGGCCUUGCGACUGCGCCCUUAUUGUUUGCGUGGAAGACGACGCCCGAGUUAGGCAUAUUAGUUGGGAGGAAGUUCGGACAAGAGGGUGACGUCCAAAGGGCACGCGAGCUAGUCUACCAAAGUGACGGCAUUGAACAAACGAGGGCGCUCGCAGAGGAUUACUCACAACAGGCCAUCGCGGCUCUUAACAACUUCCCGGAUAGCGAGGCGAAAGACGGCCUCAUAGAGAUGGCGAUGAACACGUUGAAACGCCAAAAAUAA
This is a messenger RNA of Daldinia caldariorum, 1158 nucleotides long. Its product is annotated as terpenoid synthase. The transcript has 2 exons. Gene Ontology annotation, molecular function: prenyltransferase activity. NCBI's taxonomy places the organism in Eukaryota, Fungi, Ascomycota, Sordariomycetes, Xylariales, Hypoxylaceae. Bases 1 to 1158 code for a protein of 385 amino acids. Gene Ontology annotation, cellular component: transferase complex. Gene Ontology annotation, biological process: ubiquinone biosynthetic process; isoprenoid biosynthetic process. The record is from RefSeq and is a predicted model, not a curated record.